This is a messenger RNA of Xyrauchen texanus (razorback sucker), 931 nucleotides long. RefSeq lists its product as uncharacterized. The record is from RefSeq and is a predicted model, not a curated record. The transcript has 4 exons. The coding region runs from base 36 to 659 and encodes 207 amino acids. NCBI's taxonomy places the organism in Eukaryota, Metazoa, Chordata, Actinopteri, Cypriniformes, Catostomidae.
AAAAGCAACCCCAGUUACUCUGAGGUCAAGAACGGAUGAAGCGCACUCUUUUCAAAAGAGUACAGAUUAUGGACAGGCCUGCAGCUGAAGUAAUGGAGCAGUUUCCUUUUCUUGGGGUGCCACAGCUUAUGCUGCAUGAAAUGACAAUGAGGUUUGGAACAGACUUGGCGAAGAACAUGGAAACAUCUCUAAAUGAAAUGGCCCCAAACAUCAUCAGGAGUGCAAAAGAAGGAAGUCAAAAAAACCUCUACGCAAAUCUCAUUGGACCAGCAGAGGAAACCACAGAGGGUCUCGUUAGGAAUGCUGCACUCAUUUUAUUGCCAGCACUAUUUAAAGAAAAUGCCACUUUCCUCUACUGUGUGGAUAGUGAACCCAAAGGUCCUACACCCACCAUUGUGUUUAACGGCUCUCCUGAUCCCCUCAAGGCUGAAAGUGUCAGCAUUAUAAUGGACAACGUGACCAUUAUAAGAGAGGCAGACAUCGACAUGACACAGGCUGUGGAAUGCCUGUUUGCUGUCUAUUUUCUUUUCAAUGUGCAAUACCCGGUUCACAUUAAGCACACAAUGACUUUUAUUCAAAAAUACAUGCUUAAACUUAGGCAAGAGCAUGUCAAAAGAACACCAAUACCUGUACUAAAAAUGUACAGUCAACUUCUGUAAAUUGUAGUGAUAUUUAAUACGUUUUAAUUGUUCAUGUAUUGUUUUUUAUCUGCAUUGUCAAAUAUCAGAAAAUAUAUUUUUUUCUUGUACAGUACUUAACUUUUACAUGUAUCUCUGAAAUAUGUACAUACAGUACAUAAACAAUCUUAUUUAUAUUUAUUGCAAAGCGAAAAUGCUUAAAUUAAAUAAUUCACACUAAAUGGUUGAAUGUAAUAAAACAUCUUAAAUGUAAAAAGGUUUUGCUGUCUAAUACAGUAUACAGAGGUGCAAUU